AUCUGUAUCUACUAUCUAGGCGCUGUAUGUACAUACUUUAUGUACCGACAGCAACUCUGUUUUGUUUCUGCCGUUUUCUGUUACGACAAAGCCAUUUUUACAGUAGGCUUGGUACAAAGACAGUUGAGGAACGAUAAGCUUCCUCCAUCUGAUGCUCAAUCUCUUCCUCAGAUCAUUAUCGCCAAAACCCCUCACAAACCCAUCCUCCGUAUCCACUCUCUCCUCACUCCACACUCGCUCUCUCUUACCCCACAAAGACAAACCCAACAACUGGAACACAACCCACUCCUUGGUCCUCUCAAACCCCUUACUUUCUCUCUUAGAAACAAAAUGCACUUCCAUGACCCACUUGAAGCAAAUCCAAGCCCAAAUGACAACAACCGGCUUGAUAUCAGACGGGUUCGCUUCGAGCCGGUUGGUUGCCUUUUGUGCCAUCUCAGAAUCUGGUAAUCGGGAUUAUUGUCAAAAGAUAUUGAGAAAUACCCAGAACCCUAAUGUGUUUUCUUGGAACGUAGCCAUUAGAGGGUUUUCAGAUAGCGAAAACCCGAAAGAAUCUGUUCUGUUGUACAGAGAUAUGUUGAGAAGUGGUGGGACUAGGCCUGACAAUUACACUUACCCUUUGUUGCUCAAAUCUUGUGCUCGAUUAUUGUUGCGUUGGAUUGGUCAUGGAAUUCUAGGGCAUGUUAUACAAUUGGGUUUUGAUUUGGAUGUGUAUGUGCAUAAUGCGGUUAUUCACAUGUUGGUCUCAUGUGGAGAAUUAGAUUUGGCACAUAAGGUGUUUGGUGAAAGUUGUGUGAGGGAUUUGGUUUCUUGGAAUUCUUUGAUUAAUGGAUAUGUUCGUAGUGGGAAAGCGCAUCAAGCAUUGAGGAUUUAUAAAGAAAUGGAGGCAGAGGGAAUUCGAGCAGACGAGGUUACAAUGAUUGGAGUAGUUUCGGCAUGUGCCCAGUUAGAGAAGUUGGAUCUUGGAAGAGAAUUUCAUCACUUUAUUAUGGAAAACGGAUUGAGUGUAACCAUUCCACUUGCUAAUGCGCUCAUGGACAUGUACGUGAAAUGUGGGAAUCUAGGGGAAGCAUAUUUGUUGUUUGAAAAGAUGGAAAAGAAAACUGCGGUAUCUUGGACUACGAUGAUUGUAGGAUAUGCCGAAUUUGGGCAUUUGGAAGUUGCUCGGAGGCUUUUUGAUGAAAUGGAAGAGAAAGAUGUUGUUCCGUGGAACGCCAUGAUAGGUGGAUAUGUUCAUGCCAAGCGUUGUAAGGAGGCACUGGCUCUGUUUCAUGAGAUGCAAACUAGGAACUUGAAGCCAAAUGAGGUGACUAUGCUUCAUUGCUUAUCUGCUUGCUCACAACUAGGAGCACUUGAUGUUGGAAGAUGGAUUCAUCGUUACAUUGAGAGGCAAAAACUUUCUCUGAAUGUUUCCUUAGGCACUGCUUUAGUGGACAUGUAUGCAAAGUGUGGUAAUAUUGCGAAGGCACUUCAAGUGUUUCAUGAGAUUCCAGAAAGAAAUUCUUUGACUUGGACAGCAAUAAUUGGUGGUUUAGCCCUUCAUGGGAAUGCAAAGGAUGCCAUAUCCUACUUUUCGGAGAUGGUUGACAUUGGUUUGAUGCCAGAUGAGGUCACAUUUCUUGGGCUGCUAUCAGCUUGUUGUCAUGGAGGUUUGGUUAAAGAGGGUCGUAAACAUUUCGUCCAAAUGCAUUCCAUGUUUAACCUGUCCCCCAAGGUUAAACACUACUCUUGCAUGGUUGACCUUCUUGGUAGGGCUGGUUUCUUGAAAGAGGCAGAGGAGCUUAUUAAAAGCAUGCCAAUGGAGGCGAAUGUUGCAGUGUGGGGGUCGUUGUUUUUCUCUUGUCGUGUUCACGGAAACAUUGAAAUGGGAGAAAGGGCAGCUAGAAAACUACUUGAGUUGGAUCCUCAUGACAGUGGAAUUUAUGUGUUGCUCGCGAAUAUGUAUAGGGAGGCCAAAAUGUGGGAGGAGGCUAGGAAAGUGAGGAAGCUUAUGGGAGAGAGAGAUGUGGAGAAAACUCCUGGUUGCAGCUCAAUUGAGGUGAAUGGUAGUGUUUUUGAGUUCAUUGUUAGAGAUAAGUCACAUCUCCAAUCGGAGCAGAUUUUUGAAUGCUUAGGUCAAUUAACAAGACAGCUAGAGUUUGUUGGUUGUGGAACUGAUAUUCUUCCUCUUGGCUCUGAAUCUUGGAAUUUAAUUUGAAGAAUCUGGUCAGUUAUAUCU
Messenger RNA from Rhododendron vialii, 2218 nucleotides. RefSeq names its product pentatricopeptide repeat-containing protein At2g22410, mitochondrial. Gene Ontology annotation, biological process: RNA modification. The transcript has a single exon. Gene Ontology annotation, molecular function: protein binding; RNA binding. Lineage: Eukaryota; Viridiplantae; Streptophyta; Magnoliopsida; Ericales; Ericaceae. The coding region runs from base 152 to 2197 and encodes 681 amino acids. The record is from RefSeq and is a predicted model, not a curated record.